UCCUUCGCCUUUCCCGGGCCCCGCACCCACCCGCCGCCUGGGCGCGUGCGGGAGGCGCGGAGCGGCGCGAGCUCCGUGGUGCAGGGGCGGCUCUCCUGGCACCGCCAUGGCCCCAGCGGUCUGGGGGACGCUCCUGGGGCUGGCCUUGUGCAGCCUGUGUGUGGCGAGCAGCGCCACUUUACUCUACCACGACUACUGCAUCAUCGGUGCCGGCCCCGCGGGCUUGCAGGCAGCCUAUUUCCUCCAGCAAGCCAACCGGGACUACGUCGUCUUUGAGCGGAGCCACGCUCCCGGCAGCUUCUUCGCUCUCUACCCUCGCCACCGCAAGCUGAUCAGCAUCAACAAGUGGCACACGGGCAAAUCCAACAGCGAGUUCAACCUCCGCCACGACUGGAACUCGCUCCUCAGCCAUGACCGCCGGCUGCUUUUCCGACACUACUCCCGGGACUUCUUCCCCAACGCCGAUGCUAUGGUGCGUUACCUGGAGGAGUUUGCUUCCCUGUUGAAGCUGCGGGUUCAGUACAACACGGCCAUCAUCCACGUGACCCUAGAGAGGGACGAGCGGGCCUGGAAUGGCCACUACUUCCUCCUGACUGACCAGGACAGGCAGAAUUACAAGUGCAGCUCUCUGUUGGUUGCCACUGGGACGUGGGUCCCCAACGUGGUCAAUUUCCCUGGCUCAGAAUACGUUGAGGGUUAUGAGACCGUGUCCAUCAACCCAGAAGAUUUUGCUGGCCAAACUGUGUUGAUCUUGGGCCGAGGGAACUCGGCCUUUGAGACAGCAGAGAACAUCCUGGGUGUCACAAAUUUCAUCCACAUGGUGAGCCGGUCCCGUGUGCGCCUCUCCUGGGCCACUCACUACGUCGGGGAUCUGAGAGCAAUUAACAAUGGCCUGCUGGACACCUACCAGCUGAAAUCUCUAGAUGGGCUUCUGGAGGGUGACCUGGAAGAUCUGGCCAUUGUCAAGGACAAGAAAGGGAAGCUGCACAUCACACUCCGCUUCUACCUGGAGGACAGAAACAGCAGCACAGGCAUCGACUCCAUCACCCUCCCGCAGGAUGAGCUGGAUAAUUUUGCCACCCGUGCACCUUAUGACCGCGUCAUCCGCUGCCUGGGCUGGAAGUUUGACUUCUCCAUCUACAACAGAUCCCUUAGAAUGAUGCCAGGAAAAGGGAAUAUAAAGAAGUAUCCUCAGAUCAAACCUAGUUAUGAGUCCAGAGGCACUCGAGGGCUUUUUGUUCUUGGCACUGCUAGCCACUCUGUUGACUUCAGGAAAUCUGCUGGUGGCUUUAUCCAUGGAUUCCGCUAUACAACUCGUGCAGUCCACCGCCUAUUGGAAAACCGUCACCAUGGUGUCCCCUGGCCAUCCACAGUCUACCCUGUUACACAGCUGACCAAUUCCAUCAUCAAGCGGGUGAAUGAGGCCUCGGGCCUCUACCAGAUGUUCGGUGUCCUGGCUGACAUCAUACUGCUGAGAGAGAAUGCCACAUCAUUUGAAUACUUGGAAGAGUAUCCAGUUGGAGUCCUGUCUGAGCUGGAAAUGCAGACAGGGAGAAAGGCUCCCUAUGGGCUGUUUGUUGUCAUCAUGGAAUAUGGAAGGAAUUUCUCUGGAGCUGACAAGGAUGUCUUCUACUACAAUCGAGCCGUGGGAGAGGCACAGCAUGCCUGGCAGUCCAACUUUUUGCAUCCUGUUAUUUACUAUUACAAACGCCUCCCAACAGAGCGGGAGAUGAGUCUUCGUCCCCCAGACUGGCCUCUCCCUCGCCCAGAUGCUGUGCAUCACAUCGUGGAGGACUUCCUGACAGACUGGACGGCCCCAAACGCUCACAUCCUGCCUCUGAGGCGCUUUCUGGAGAACUGCCUCGGCACCGACCUGCGCAAUUUUUUUGCAGAGUCCUGUUUCCUGUUUGCCCUCACACGUCAGAAGCUGCCUCCCUGCUGUCAGCAGGGGUACCUGAGGAUGCAGGGCCUUCUAGGGAGUGAGAGGCUCCGGCGCCACGCAGCAGAAGCUGGCCUGCUGCAGGAUUACACUCUCACAGACUUCUCAGGGAACAGACCCCCUGACAGCCACACAGGGUCACAGGACCAGCUGCUGAGGGACCACACGGUGAGGGUUCAUCCCCUGCAGCAUCUUGUUAAUGCCAAGGAUGAGCUUUAAGCUGUCUCACUGCACACUGGGACCCAUCAGUGCUGUUGGUGACAAUGUUGUAAUGGAGAUCCACAGCAGGAUUCUGCCCUUUUCCUGGCACUUUUUCCAUCUCCAUGCCUUCUACUCAUCAUGAGUUACCAAAGACUUGCUCAGAUCUUGAUGUUACAAAGAGGACCAACAUGCUCUGGAGGAUAAGCAAGAGGCCAAAAUCUAGUGACGUUGAGGCCCUCAUGUUGUCUUUGCAGAGUUCAGAGUUACCUGAAGAUGGUGUUUAUCUCCCAGUCCAACAUCUGCAGUGACUUUCAGGAGUUACAGAAGAGAGUUCAGGAACACCUGGGUAACUUAAAAUGUUUUGUCCCCCUUCAGAGGUGACCUGCUCACACCCUGUGGCAGCCCAGUGCAGGCUGUCUGGAUGCCCUACGGGGUGUAUACUUGAAGGUGUGCUAAAUCCCAAAAUGGUGCUCCCAGCAAACUUCCUGGUAUUGUUUCCUGCAUUUGAGUUGGGGCAGUUGUGUCACUUGAGUAGAGAGACUGGUUUUUUAGUAACUAUAAAGGUGGGAUAAUGUGCAGUUUCCCACAAAGCACUACAAGGGACCUUUCCUUCCAUGGAGGAUGAGCAGCUUGCCUGGAGAGCCAGGGCUGCAGGGACUCAUACUGAGCUCUCCUCACGUUUUCCUUCCACCACACCAAGCAGCCUGAAAGGGGUUGCCCCUCUCUUUUAUAAAGCAUGACCAAUAUUUC
This is a messenger RNA of Calypte anna (Anna's hummingbird), 2890 nucleotides long. It is a transcript of the gene FOXRED2, whose product is annotated as FAD dependent oxidoreductase domain containing 2. The record is from RefSeq and is a predicted model, not a curated record. The coding region runs from base 107 to 2158 and encodes 683 amino acids. Lineage: Eukaryota; Metazoa; Chordata; Aves; Apodiformes; Trochilidae. Gene Ontology annotation, molecular function: monooxygenase activity; flavin adenine dinucleotide binding. The transcript has 9 exons.